UGCACUUCCUUCCAUUAUUGUGAAGACUAAAAAGCAAAUCAAAUUAAGAAGUAAGCACAUUGGGCAUUGGGGGGAGAAAAGCUCUGUAUCUCUCUCUCUCUCUCUCUCUGCUUUUUCUUGGUGCCUCUGCUAAGCAUCUUUCCCUUACUUUUGUUUUUAAUUUCUUCUUCUACAAUUCUCUGCUUCUUUCCCUCAUUUUGUCGAUCAUUAGGAAUUCAGCCAAGUUUUGUGAGUGUUGCAAAUGGUAUGAAUCUGUGAGUGGCUUUAGUGUGUGUGUGUGUGUGUUUGUGUUCAAGUGGAUUUCGGAUUCCAUGGGACUGUGUCAUGGAAAAGCCAUUCAAGAAAACCCAAAACCCAUUUCACAAAAUCAUGAUUCAGUGAUCCAAUCGGAAUCCCCUACUAAUUUCCCCUUUUACAGCCCCAGCCCUCUGUCCAAUCUCUUCAACAACUCCUCUCCGGCUAACUCCACCCCUCUCCGUCUUUUCAAGCGCCCCUUUCCGCCGCCCUCUCCGGCCAAGCACAUUCGGGCUCUCCUCGCCCGCCGCCAUGCCUCCGUCAAGCCCAAUGAGGCUUCUAUCCCUGAAGGAAGCGAGUGCGAUGUGGGGUUGGAUAAAAACUUCGGCUACUCCAAACACUUUGCCGCCCACUAUGACCUUGCCCACGAACUCGGCCGCGGCCAUUUCGGCUACACUUCCUCUGCCACCGCCAAAAAAGGCCCCCUCAAAGGCCACCCAGUUGCUGUCAAAAUCAUUCCCAAAUCCAAGAUGACUACAGCAAUAGCUAUUGAGGAUGUGAGAAGGGAAGUGAAAAUACUGCGAGCCCUCACCGGACACAAAAACUUGGUGCAAUUCUACGAUGCAUAUGAAGAUCAAGAUAAUGUGUACAUUGUGAUGGAGUUAUGCGAAGGAGGCGAACUUCUCGAUCGGAUACUUUCGAGGGGUGGCAAGUAUUCUGAGGAAGAUGCAAAAAUUAUUAUGGUUCAGAUUUUGAGUGUGGUCGCCUACUGUCACCUUCAAGGUGUGGUUCACCGUGAUCUCAAGCCUGAGAAUUUUCUUUUUACAUCCAAGGAGGAGAGAUCCACUCUUAAAGCUAUCGAUUUCGGGCUCUCUGAUUACGUGAAACCAGAUGAGAGAUUGAAUGACAUUGUUGGAAGUGCUUAUUAUGUUGCUCCUGAGGUUUUACAUAGAUCAUAUGGAACGGAGGCAGACAUGUGGAGUAUUGGUGUAAUUGCUUAUAUUCUCUUGUGUGGAAGUCGACCAUUUUGGGCCCGAACGGAAUCUGGCAUUUUUCGAGCUGUUCUAAAGGCGGAUCCCAACUUUGAGGAAUCCCCAUGGCCUAGUUUAUCCUCUGAUGCAAUUGAUUUUGUGAAGAGAUUGUUGAACAAAGACUACCGCAAGAGAUUGACUGCUGCUCAAGCCCUGUGCCAUCCCUGGUUAGCUGAUCAUCAAGAUAUCAAGAUCCCAUUGGAUACAAUCACUUACAAGCUUGUCAGAGCUUAUAUUUCCUCAUCUUCGCUGCGUAAAUCGGCAUUGGGCGCCGUUGCAAAGACAUUAAGCUCUGUUCAACUGGGUUAUCUUGAGAAGCAAUUUACGGUGUUAGGACCGAACAAGAACGGGUUCAUUUCCAUGCAAAACUUCAAGACGGCUUUAAUCAAGAAUUCAACGGAUGCCAUGAAGGAUUCGAGAGUUGUAGAGUACGGCAACAUGGUUAGUUCCAUUCAGUACAGAAAAUUAGAUUUUGAAGAAUUCUGUGCAGCUGCCAUAAGUAUAUAUCAACUAGAGGGAAUGGAUAACUGGGAACAACAUGCCCGACAUGCCUACGAUCUUUUCGAUAAGGACGGGAAUCGCCCCAUAAUGAUCGAGGAACUUGCAUCGGAACUCGGACUUAGUCCAUCGGUACCGGUUCAUGUGGUUGUCCAGGACUGGAUCAGACACUCGGAUGGGAAGCUUAGCUUCCUGGGAUUUGUGAGACUCGUACACGGUGUUUCGUCUCGCCCGUUGCAAAAAGCAUAAACUGAAUCCACAUAAAUUUUGUGUUGACCAAAACCAUUGAGGAUUCUAUAAUAAUAUGAUCCUAGUGAGAAGGAAGGAAGGUUGUGAUGUGAUGUGGUGUAAUCUGUUGUAGUUUUGUAAGUUGUUUCUUACGUUUUGGCAGUGAAGUGAUUGGUGGGGUUGAAAUUGAUGAAAGGAUUUGUACAGUGGAAGAAUAGAGGAACAACAUAAUGCACUCAAAAUUACUCGAUUUCAUUAUAAAUUAUGAGUUGAAGA
Cucurbita maxima (winter squash) is the source of this 2267-nucleotide messenger RNA. RefSeq names its product CDPK-related kinase 7-like. NCBI's taxonomy places the organism in Eukaryota, Viridiplantae, Streptophyta, Magnoliopsida, Cucurbitales, Cucurbitaceae. Gene Ontology annotation, molecular function: calcium/calmodulin-dependent protein kinase activity; calcium-dependent protein serine/threonine kinase activity; ATP binding. The coding region runs from base 312 to 2012 and encodes 566 amino acids. Gene Ontology annotation, cellular component: cytoplasm; nucleus. The record is from RefSeq and is a predicted model, not a curated record. Gene Ontology annotation, biological process: peptidyl-serine phosphorylation; intracellular signal transduction; protein autophosphorylation. The transcript has 11 exons.